This is a messenger RNA of Cylindrotheca closterium, 561 nucleotides long. Lineage: Eukaryota; Bacillariophyta; Bacillariophyceae; Bacillariales; Bacillariaceae. The record is from the annotation of a GenBank genome assembly.
AUGACAGAAGAGCACGAUCCCAACGCACCGUGGUCUUACGUCCGCUUUGAAACUAGCGUUGGCACCUUUGUUGUUGAACUUUAUCACAAACAUGCUCCUCGGACGUGCUACAACUUUGCGGCAUUAGCAGACUGUGGAUACUACAAUGGUACCGUAUUUCAUCGAAUUAUCAGAGACUUUAUGAUACAAGGAGGUGAUCCAACGGCCACGGGACGAGGUGGCGAGUCUAUCUAUGGGGGCAAAUUUGAAGAUGAAAUUACCAGCAAUCUCAAGCACACGGGGGCAGGAAUCCUCAGCAUGGCCAAUUCUGGGCCUAAUACCAAUGGAUCCCAAUUUUUUGUUACUCUCAAGUCAACACCGUGGCUGGACAACAAACAUACCAUCUUUGGAAGAAUCUACAGUGGCAUGGGGGUUGUUCAGAGAAUGGGAAUGGUAGCAACCGACAAGAAUGACAAGCCCAAGUCACCAAUAUCGAUUCAUAUGGCCAAGGCAUAUCGAGGUAUCCCUCCUGAUGAUGAUAUAUCACAAGGUCAGAAUCUGUUGGCCAUUGCUCAGAACUAA